CGACUGAGCACCUGUGCACUUCAUUGUUAGUCUCUGUAAGAUGUGGGAGGCAAACAGGACAACACAGAGAAAAAUCAGAGCAAAAAGUCCCCAUCUCUUUCUGAAUAUCAUGCAUUUUUAUUUGCUUCGACACAAACGCUCAGUGAAGAUAGCAUUUUCCAGUUUUCUGUGUUUGUCUUUCAUUAUACACUUCUAUAUGAACUACACAGCGACGCCACAUUCCCCUCGACUUCCCAAGGGAAAUGUGGGGAAACUCAGAGGAUCCAUCCCUGACCAGACCGCCAUGUUUACAGAUCCCUUUGUCCACAAAUGUCCUCCUGGAUUUUACAGCAAGCAGGAGCUCAGGCCUCACCUUCAGAGGCCUUAUCAAGAUCGCUGGGAACCGGGAGCAGACGGCAAGCCAUUCGUGUGGCGCUCUAUGACUGCUGAGGAACAGAAAGAGGAAUCGAGUGGUUUUAAGAAAAACCAGUUCAACCAGUUUGCCAGCGAUCGCAUCUCUCUGCACCGGGAUCUGGGAAAGGACACACGGCCUCCAGACUGCCUGAAGCAGAAGUUUUUGAGACGUCCCGGCCUUCCAACCACCAGCGUGAUCAUAGUGUUUCACAACGAGGCCUGGUCCGCUCUGCUCAGGACGGUCUACAGUGUCCUGCACACAGCUCCUGCUGCUCUGCUCACAGAGAUCUUACUGGUGGACGACGCCAGUACAGAUGAUCUCUUAAAGAUUCCACUGGAUGAAUAUGUGCAGGAGCUGCGAAUAGUGCGAGUCCUGCGUCAGACGGAGAGAAAAGGCCUGAUCACAGCCAGGCUGAUGGGGGCUCAGGCUGCACAGGGGGAGGUCCUGACCUUCCUAGAUUCCCACUGUGAAUGUUUCCCUGGCUGGCUGGAGCCUCUUCUGGCUCGAAUAGCAAACGAGCCCAGAGCCGUGGUGAGCCCAAGAAUCACAUCGAUCGAUAAUCGCAGCCUGAGGUUUCACAAACCAGUGCCUGAACUGCAAAACUACAGCCGAGGAAAUUUUGAUUGGAGACUCAAGUUUGGAUGGGAACGCGUUCCAGACGAGGAGAAGAAGCGCAGAAAGAAUGAGACAUACCCUAUCAGAACGCCUACCUUCGCUGGUGGCCUGUUCUCUAUUUUGAAAUCCUACUUUGAGCAAAUUGGAUCCUAUGAUGACCAGAUGGAGUUCUGGGGAGGGGAGAAUCUAGAAAUGUCUUUCAGGGUUUGGCAAUGUGGAGGCCUCUUAGAGAUCAUUCCUUGUUCUGUUGUUGGCCACAUUUUCCGCAAGAAGAGCCCUCACAGGUUUCCAAAUGGUAGCACAAUCAUCCUCCGCAACUUGGUGCGUCUGGCUGAAGUCUGGAUGGAUGACUACAAGUGGAUUUUCUAUCGCGCAAACAGAAAGGCUGUCUCCAUUUUUCGAACGGAUUCAUAUGGCGAUGUUUCUGAACGCCGUAAACUCAGAGAAAAACUUAACUGCAAGAACUUUUCUUGGUACCUGAACAAUAUUUACCCAGAGGCAUAUGUCCCUGAAAUCAGGCCCAUCAUCUAUGGACAGUUAAACAACACUGGUAGCGGCUGCCGGCUGGAUGUGGGAAGAGUCAAAAAGCGCUGGGAGGAGGGCCAAAUCUUCAAAUGUAACAACCGAGGCGAAGCGCAGUAUUUUGAGUAUACCUCCAAAAGUGAGAUUCGACUCAGUGCUGGCAAUCAGUUGUGCUUACAUGCCAGCUCUGAAAUGGCUUUGGUUUUUCUUGAGCGGUGCCAAUCGAAGAAAAAAGCAGCACAAGAGCAAAUCUGGAUCUUCACAAAGAAAAACCAAAUGAAGAACCCUUCAUCAGACAAGUGUUUGACAGUCGCAGGUGGCAACGUGAUUUUGUCUAAAUGCAGAUCCACCUCAGAGAAUCAGGGCUGGGUCUUCAUCCGACCGAAGUAAGAGGCUUCGAGCAUGUGGCCUGAUUCUGCUACCAGUGUUUCCUGAAUAAGGUUUAAAAUAAACAAAUGAGGAAAAUGGU
Poecilia reticulata (guppy) is the source of this 2000-nucleotide messenger RNA. Its product is annotated as polypeptide N-acetylgalactosaminyltransferase 6-like. The record is from RefSeq and is a predicted model, not a curated record. NCBI's taxonomy places the organism in Eukaryota, Metazoa, Chordata, Actinopteri, Cyprinodontiformes, Poeciliidae. Gene Ontology annotation, molecular function: polypeptide N-acetylgalactosaminyltransferase activity. Gene Ontology annotation, biological process: protein O-linked glycosylation. Gene Ontology annotation, cellular component: Golgi apparatus.